This is a messenger RNA of Drosophila nasuta, 1997 nucleotides long. RefSeq lists its product as uncharacterized. Bases 1030 to 1392 code for a protein of 120 amino acids. Lineage: Eukaryota; Metazoa; Arthropoda; Insecta; Diptera; Drosophilidae. The transcript has 2 exons. The record is from RefSeq and is a predicted model, not a curated record.
CCAAGGCCUAUUUAUAGCGAAACAUUUGUAUAAUGAGAAUAUUGGAAACGCAUUUGUAGCACUCACUUGAUUGCAGCAGGAUCGAGGUGAACAACAUUUUGCAACAAGCAACUACAACUUAGAAACAACUAAACAAUAUGCAAGCAAUUUAUUUAUGACUUAUCAUUUGAACAAAGGCACAAUUGCCAUUAUCACAAUGAUAAGCCUAAGUCGAUGCAUGGCUAAUGAUAGCAGCUUAAUCGUAGGGUAUUCAAGUAGUCAGUUAAAUAGAUAAUACUACACUCUACAUUUGGCAUUUGGCAUUUGGUAUUUUUGCCAACUGUCCGAUUAACCAAAGAACCGUGAACCAUUAUUGUCAUGUCCUUGGACGCUAUGUUAAUUCCAUUGCAAUGCGACUGACGGAGAGAACGAGAGAGUUCACAUGAUCUAUUAUUCAGGACGUUGGCAUUGCGGUCAGCAGGAGUUCAGGACAUAUAUGAGGUUGUGUGGAAUAUCGAUUUCAUUUCGGAGCCGGAUAAUUGCGUGACAAUCAGCGGCAUAUGGUCAACAAUUUGUUGUUUUGCCCUUAUUCAGUUACCACCGAAGCAGCAAAGGCAACGGCCGCCACUCGACAAUCAAUCGUCAAUAACGCACUAUUUGAAUAGCACUCUGCAGAUAAGUUUUCAAACUUUCUAAUUACCCAAGCGAAAGCAUCGCAUUGAGCUUCGCAUUUCAGCCCAGCAAUUUAAACGUUUAAUACAACUCAACCUGAAUUGGCCAUGAACGGAAAACAAUUGUGCCUUUGGUUCGCGCUGUUUGCUCUGCUGUUGGAGGACAGCGGGGCACAGGAACAGGAUGAGGUCACAACGCAGCUGCCAGCGGUGGAAACAGAAUUGCCACCGCAUGAGGAACCUGCUGUGGUAGAGCCAGUUGAGCCUGCAACUGAACCGGUUUCUACAGCGGAAGCUGCGACAGUUUCGGAAUCAGCAGCUGAACCUGCGGUUGAACCUGAAGCUGUUGCUGCAAAAGCUCCUGAAGCCGAACCAAUUAAUGAAGAUGCUCGUGAAGCAACAGCUGAAGCUGAACCAACAACCGAGGUUAAGCCAGCAGAACCAGCAGCUGAACCUGAACCUGAAGCACAGCCUGAACCUUCAGUUGAAGCUGAACCAGCGGCUGAACCUGAACCGCUUUCUGAACCGGCAAUUCAAUCCGAAACAAAACCUGCAGCUGAACCCGAAACCGAACCUGCAGCUGAACUACUUCCUGAGCCAGCAGCUGAACCGGGAACCAAACCACUACCUGAACCACUUCCUGUACCAGCAGCUGAACCGGAAGCUAAAUCUGCAACUGCUCCUGAAGCAGAAGCGGAUUACCAGAAUGAUGCAGCUGCAAGCCAAAGUCACAGUUCAGUAGAGCCAACAACAAAGCAGCCAAAUCCCAGUUUGAACACGAUGAAUUGUUAUAGCUGCUCCAGCUACCCGAGAGGCAGGUGUGAUCAAAAGCCCAGUGAUUCGUCUCCAUGUCAGGCAAUCACCAAAGAAGGAUGCUACACACUCAUUAAAUCUGAUACCCAGCUCAUAAUGCGUGGAUGCAUUUCGGAGCUGUCGGAGGAGGGAAACAAAUAUUGCCGCAAGGAACCAAAGCACUGUGUGCUCUGCUAUGAUAAGCUAUGCAACAAGGAUGUGGCACCGCCUGCCACAGCAAGUGCAGUUCGAAUACUAAACAACUCUGCUGUGUGGAUUCUCUAUGUCAUCAAAUUAAUUCUGUUCUGAAAUCCUUUAUCAUUUCUACAAUCUGUAUACAAUACUAUAGUUUAAAAUAUUUUUGUUUGUAUUUGCUUUUUUGUCGCGUGACAAACUAGUCGAAUUUAUAAUACACCUUUUAUCAUUUAUUAAAUAAUGUUUUAAAGCUAUAAUUUGUCACUUGUUUUUAUUAGUUAAUUAGCUGGAUAACUGCACGUGAUUUGGAAUAAUUUGCAUAACUAUUUGUUGGGUUCAGUCAGUUGUCACUUUAGACUC